AUGGGAACCACACCGAGACCUAUCCCUGGUGUCAAGCCGCUGAAGACGCUCCUGCUGCCGCCGUUCGUGCUGACGCUAGCGUUGGUCGGUAUCCAGGGCGAGAGCCAUGCGAUGGACAACGUCGCGACGGAGCGGAUGGCUGAGGAGAGCCACCGCCAGGACAGCGCCAAUCUCCUCAUAUUCAUAAUGCUCUUAACGCUCACCAUUCUGACCAUAUGGCUGUUCAAACACCGCAGGUUCCGGUUCUUGCACGAAACCGGGCUCGCCAUGAUCUACGGUCUGUUGGUGGGUGUGAUCCUGCGGUUUGGCGUCCACGUGCCCCAGAGCAUGAGUGACGUGGUCCUCAGCUGUGCCGUCAACGCCAGCCCCGCCACUCUGUUGGUCAAUGUCAGUGGCCGAUUCUACGAGUACACCCUGAAGGGGGAAGUCAGCCGCAGCAAAGGUCACCAAGUGCAGGAUGACGAGAUGCUGAGAAAGGUGACCUUUGAUCCAGAGGUGUUUUUUAACAUUUUGCUGCCGCCCAUCAUCUUCCACGCUGGUUACAGUCUGAAAAGGAGACAUUUCUUCAGAAACAUUGGCUCCAUCCUGGCCUACGCUUUCAUGGGAACAGUUAUUUCAUGCUUUGUUAUCGGGUUGAUCAUGUAUGGCUUUGUGUCCUUCAUGAAAGUUGUGGGACAGCUAGGGGGAGAUUUUUACUUUACUGACUGUCUCUUCUUCGGGGCCAUCGUUUCAGCAACAGACCCAGUGACAGUGCUGGCUAUCUUCAAUGAGCUCAAGGUGGACGUGGAUCUGUAUGCUUUACUGUUUGGGGAGAGUGUCCUCAAUGAUGCCGUGGCCAUCGUCCUCUCUUCGUCCAUUGUGGCGUACCAGCCGGCAGGAGACAACAGCCACAGCUUUGAGGCCAUGGCCCUGUUGAAGUCUUUUGGCAUCUUCCUUGGUGUCUUCAGCGGAUCCUUUGCUCUUGGUGUGGCCACUGGAGUCAUGACGGCUCUCGUGACCAAGUUCACUAAAUUAAGAGACUUCCCCCUGUUGGAGACGGCUCUUUUUUUCCUCAUGUCCUGGAGCACGUUUCUGUUGGCUGAGGCCUGUGGCUUCACAGGUGUCGUAGCUGUGCUGUUCUGUGGGAUCACUCAGGCUCACUACACCUACAACAAUUUGUCCCCUGAUUCUCAGGACAGGACCAAACAGUUGUUUGAGCUGCUGAACUUCCUGGCAGAGAACUUCAUCUUCUCCUACAUGGGUCUGACUCUCUUCUCCUUCCAGUCACAUGUCUUCAACCCUUUGUUCAUCAUUGGAGCUUUUGUGGCAGUGUUUCUGGGCAGAGCAGCAAACAUCUACCCUUUGUCCUUCCUGCUCAACCUCGGCCGCAAGAACAAGAUUGGCUCCAACUUUCAGCACGCCAUGAUGUUUGCAGGUCUUCGUGGGGCGAUGACCUUUGCUCUCUCCAUCCGCGACACGGCGACAUACGCUCGUCAGAUGAUGUUUUCAACCACCCUCCUAAUCGUCUUCUUCACCGUGUGGAUCUGCGGCGGGGGCACCAUGCCCAUGCUGUCCUUCAUGAGCAUACCGGUGGGUGUGGACUCUGAUCAAGAAAACUCUAGUUCCGCAGUGUUGGAUGGGUCGCAGCGGAGGAACACCAAACACGAGAGUGCAUGGCCCUUCAGGAUCUGGUAUAACUUUGACCGAAACUACCUGAAACCCCUCCUGACGCACAGUGGACCUCCUCUCACUGCUACGCUGCCGGCUUGUUGUGGCCCAUUGGCACGAUGCCUCACCAGCCCACAGGCCUAUGAGAAUGAAGGUCAACUCCAUGACGAUGACUCUGACUUCAUCCUAAAUGACGCCAGCGUGAGCUCCAUGUACGCCGAUGUUACCGUCAGCACCGACGCAUCCGGAUCCCGCACCAUCAACCGCAAGCGCUCCUCCACCGCCAGCACCGGGUGCGGCCCGUUUGACGAAGGCCUGGAUCAUGAGCUCGCCCUGGCGGAACACGAAGUGGCGAUCAGAGGCACCCGUCUGGUUCUGCCGAUGGAUGACCCAGUGGAUCCCCCGACCACUGUCACGCUGCCCCCGCCACCCUCCCCACCACGCUCCGACCCUCGCAGGCACAGACUGUAA
Paralichthys olivaceus (Japanese flounder) is the source of this 2118-nucleotide messenger RNA. Its product is annotated as sodium/hydrogen exchanger 6-like. Gene Ontology annotation, cellular component: plasma membrane; recycling endosome. Lineage: Eukaryota; Metazoa; Chordata; Actinopteri; Pleuronectiformes; Paralichthyidae. Gene Ontology annotation, molecular function: potassium:proton antiporter activity; sodium:proton antiporter activity. Gene Ontology annotation, biological process: regulation of intracellular pH; potassium ion transmembrane transport; sodium ion import across plasma membrane. The record is from RefSeq and is a predicted model, not a curated record.